UUGCGUAGUCCCGCACAACCGUCAACGUAAAGCAGCCGUCGAUAAAGGUUCGCCGACAUUUCCCAUCAUCCUGGGCAAAGCCUUUUUCUGAGAAACACAGCAAAUUUUAAACGACCGUUUUCCCGUUUUUUUGUCCCAGCCCGUGUGCGCGCGCGUCUCUCGCUCUCUCCGUGUGUGUAUUUCGUGUACGUGUGUCUAUUUUCUACGUAAACGGGCAGGAUUGGUGCACCCAAAAAGGAGAAGCGCGUUCCUUUUCGGUGGAUAAGGGAAGCCGCACCGUGUGGCAACUUGUGUGUUGACUGGACCACUUCAUGGUGUACCGAAAAGCGAAGGCACACCAGGCGACGGCAGUCGAGCAAGGGCAGAAGAAAAUUGGUCUAAAACGCAUCGAAAAACGGUUCGCUGGCUGCCAGUGUGGCAAAGGGAAAAGUUUUUCCUGCUAACCGAGACACAACGGAAGUGUGCAGAAGAGAAAGUGGAGGAAAUUCCGAGCAAUAGAAGGAAAAAACGGCACACAUACGCAAUUGUACCCCGUAAGGACGAUCCACGCAGUCCCGCCGUGUUUGUGUGUGUGUUUCGCGUGUAAGAAAUAGAAAGAGACAGCAAGUGGCAGAUUAAGAGAGCGCGUGGUAGAGAUAGAGCGAGCACGAGAACCGUGCACAGCGAAUAGAACGAGAGUGUGAACACAGGGGGAGAGAAGGAAGCAGAAAAAAUCGAACAUUUACUGCGUGCGUGCGAGCGCGUCUGUGUGUAGUGUGGCCUUUUGCAACCUGGUUCAAAUAUGGCGAAGCCUGCUCAGUUAUUAAAUAUUGAACCGGCGAACGAGCUCAAAUUCCUGGGCCCGUUCCGGACUGCUGUUGCGUCGUAUAUGCGGCUCACCAAUCCAACUGACCAUGAUAUCUUUUUCAAAAUCAAAACAACCGCACCGAAGAAAUACUGUGUGCGACCAAACUGUGGCUUACUGGAACCCCACGAAUCACAGGAGAUAGCCAUCGUUCUACAACCGUUCAUAUUCGAUUCGAAUGAAAAGAACAAGCACAAGUUCAUGGUGCAAUCGAUGGUGAAGCCGGACGAUGAGGAAAUCAACCUGGAGGACCUCUGGAAGAAGUAUCCGGAGAAGCUGAUGGACUCGAAGCUACGGUGCGUGUUCGAGUGCCCGCUGGACAGCAACCAGCCGGCACCGGUUGCCGAGUCCGCUACGGUGGCAGCACCACCCAACAGUAAACAAUCGGCUGGUACGGACCCAGCAGCAAGCAACGAUGCCGGCGCACAGUUCGCAAACGCACAGUUUAACGCGAUGAGCAACGAGGACGAGCAAAAGUCGGAGGCGUCACUGCUGAAGGAGGUGAAGAAACUCCGGGACAACGAAAGCGUUUUGCGUCAGGAAAAUUUGCAACUUCGGGAACAAAUUAUACAGCUACACAUGCAGGUGGACGGACGGGCCAAGGAGCAAUCGUCGGCGGCCACCGCUGCAAAGUCUGUCCCGGUUCAGUCGGUGCCCGUACACUACCAAAAUCCGUACUCGCCACCGCCACAGCUGGCACGCAAUCCGCCGCUGGAGCUAAUGUACACCGUGAUUGCCGCCGUGGUCAUGGGCAUCAUCGGCAUACUGAUCGGCAAGGUCAUGUACAGCGAAGGCAACAAAUAAAGUUUAAUUUAACGACGGGUGGGGACCGGCCGGUAAAAGAAAACGUUACGCCUGCCGGACACGGAACGGAACGACGAUGGUGGCGGUGUUUAUUCGGGACGUAGGAACAGCAACACACGAAAAACGGGGUCGAGGGGGAGAUGGGGGAGGGGUUGGUAAAUGCCUGGAGCAGUAGACGAAGAUGAAAGGAAGCGGGAGAGGGGAUUAGGGGGGGAUAAGGGAGAAGGGAUUGGGGGGGGUAAGGAAGGGCUCAAACGGUGGGCAUCUAUGCGUUGGAAAUCAUUUCAAACCAAUAAACCCCUUACAUUUGCGCAAAGCAACCACACUGUAUAGCGACAGCAGCGCCCCCUCCUUAGUGCACGGUUAAACACGUGCAACACGUUGAACGAGAAUUGAACCCGGAAGCCGGAAGGCAUAAAGACACAAAUAUGGAUGGUAUGGAUGGAUUAUGAAUGGAUGGUUUAUGCGAAAUUGCGAUCGAACGGUAAUAUGUGUGUACUCGGCGCGCCGCACCCUGUUUAUUCUUUGUUUAUUUGCUUUGUUUUUCCCCCCCCCCCCCAUGGAAGGACGUAACGAUUUGCUAAGAAUAGGAAGAACGUUUUCGUUGAUAAAAAAAUACCCUUCAAUGAAAACAGUUGCAUCAAGUGAUGGGAGCGUUUUGAUGUCGAAUCGCAUGACGUUUAUCGGACCUAGUGUAGAAUGAAGUAAUGGGUAGUAACCGAUGAGCGGGGCAAAAUAUAAGAAGAAAAUAGAGAAAAAAAAUAUGGGAAAUACGGGAAUACACAGGAGGCCACAGGAGGUGUGAAGAGGAACAUAUAUGCCAGGAAGAAAAAAAAACACUGUGUACGAGUACCGUCACUCUCACCCCACUCCUCCCGACAAGCAUAGAUUAUAAAAAAAAGUUAAUAGGAAGAAAUGGUAAAAAAUGUGAACAAUUAAGUAAAACAAAAAAAAGCAACAAGAAAAGUUAUGCACCUAUAGCAGAUGAAAAAUAAGACAAAAAAAAACCCAACACAACACACAUACACAGUAUGAUACACAGACACAAACACCCCCUCCACACACAUAGGACACACUCAUAUAUUUCGUCUUGGGAAGGAAAUUUGGAAUUUGGUAGAAAACAUGGUACACCAGCUUAAAUGCAGCUUACAUAAUAUAAAAAUGCCUAACAUUAACUAAAAAAAAACAAAAGAAAGUUGAAGAAGGUCAAAAUCAAGAGGAUUCAACAGAAAGCGGAAGAAAACAGCUAGAAAACAACUCACACAAAGAGAAACAUUGCCUGGCAAAUAAAAAAGGAGACAAAAGAGAUAUGGAUUGUGAAAGCAGCAAUUCGAUUCAAGGGGUGUGUGUGUGUGUGGUGAUGAAUAGGAAUGCGAAAAACCACGCGCAUUAUGAAUUUUGGGGGAGAGGGGGGAAACGUGAUUGAUGGUGACACGAAAACGAUGAUGACGAUAAUGAUGAUGAUGAUGAUGAUGAUAUAAACGCAAAUAAACGUAGGUGUUGAAGCAUCCUAGAAAUGCAACAAAAAAAAAACAAAACAAAAAUGAGCAAAAUUAAACAAAACAAGCAAAACACGAAAAAGCGAAAUCAAACGAGAUUUAUGUUAGCGGUAUAAUAAGUAUUUGGUUUUGUUAUAUGAAUACGCUAUUGAUCACACGUUUCUUUUCUUUCUUACCUGCGUUUCUACCCCUCAUUUUUUUUUCGCUUGGAUGAUAGUUACGUUUCUUUUGUUUUUUUUUUCCACCCUAUUAUUAGUUUGCUAUGAUUUGUACAUGUUUGUACUGAAACAACAACAAAAACUAAACAAAAAAAAAGCAAGCAGAUAGCAACGCUGUGCUGUGCUGUUUUUCGUUUCGCAUGAUGAAGAGUAAUGUACAAACUUUAACUACCAAAUAAAUUGAAUUAUUGAUCAAUAAAAACGUUAAAUUACCGAAA
Molecule: messenger RNA, 3583 nt
Organism: Anopheles funestus (African malaria mosquito)
Lineage: Eukaryota; Metazoa; Arthropoda; Insecta; Diptera; Culicidae
Product: vesicle-associated membrane protein-associated protein B-like
Exons: 5
Coding region: 782-1648 (288 amino acids)
Biological process (GO): endoplasmic reticulum membrane organization
Cellular component (GO): endoplasmic reticulum membrane; plasma membrane
Molecular function (GO): FFAT motif binding
Source: RefSeq, a predicted model, not a curated record